Messenger RNA from Ornithodoros turicata, 834 nucleotides. RefSeq lists its product as uncharacterized. The coding region runs from base 76 to 834 and encodes 252 amino acids. Lineage: Eukaryota; Metazoa; Arthropoda; Arachnida; Ixodida; Argasidae. The record is from RefSeq and is a predicted model, not a curated record. The transcript is spliced from 5 exons.
UGGAGGGAAGGCCUUCGUAGGAAAUUUAAAAAUGAAAGACGGAAGCUUCAAGGUGACAUACCAAUCCUCACAAAAAUGCGGGAGCGACACACAGCGAAAAGGAGGCCUGUAGAAGCUGCUGGGCAGUCUCCUAAAGUUCUGCGCCUUUCGCAUGCGGACCACCUUGUGCUUCAGGGGGAAACGGAGGAAACCGUCGCACAGCAUAGGCAAUGGCUUGCCACAACGGUACCCUCUGUCGAGUCUCCUGCCUACCGAGAAAGACUUCUCGUAACAGCCAAAGCUCGUCAUGAGCACAUCAAAACACUAACAGUGGAUGAAGCUCUGCGUGUUUACCCCUUCCUGAAAGAUGAGCACACGCUCCUUCUGGAGUUCGAGGUGUUGUACCAAAGAAAUCUUCUUCCCCUACUGGAAGAAGGGUUCCAGCGCCUGGUUGAGCUCAUCAAGGAGCACGGCUCAGAGGAUGAGGUCCUUCUCAUCACGGAGAGCAUGGAAGACACCAGCGAAGUGGGACUCAAAAUAAUUGCAGCCAGAUGUAAAGAAGAGCUCUCAAUCUUCAUAACGGAGAACGAAGACGUGACCCUCUCUCCUGUGUUACGACGACAAGAUGGAAGCAUCAGUCUCUUUGUUGAUGCUGAGCGUGUCUGCGACUGCUCCUCCAUGCUUCUCGGUCGGUCAUCACUGUUCUCAGCCUACUGGAUCUUCAACGUCAGAUACCCAAAAAAAGGUGCUAACACUCUCACCUUCAUUGAAAGGGCAGUCUUGAAAUUGUCAGUCACCAAGCCGCGGUCAGAGUGUGUAGACCUCCUGCACUUUUUUCAUGCUCUGGACAAAUAA